AUGUGGCCCCCACAUCUUCCCCGUCCCAGAGCUGGGAUGUCUGAACAAACACGACUGAAAAAGUUAGUCGCAGGAAAGAGACUCCUGGAAGAAUACCAGCGGAGGAAUGGUCCUGCCGGAUCUGCAGAACCCAAGAGAAAGAAGAAGACUAAAAAAGGAGGUAACCCCAAGACAAACGCCGCCGGGGACGGUCAUUCAGCUGAGGGUGUGGCCAAAGACCACGCAGGCCUUGAGCCUCCCCCGCUUCUGGGCACAGUCAGAGCUGCCGGGGUCAAGAGUGACCCGGGUCCCUCCACCACCGAGGACCUCGAAAGGUGCUACCAACACCUGGUGCUUGCCCUCGAUGCCAGCAGAAUACAAAACGAGAAGCUCUGCAGAGAGAUCGACCUACUGAAGCAGGAGAAUAAGGAGCUGCAGGAGCGGCAGGAGGAGACCGCCUGUAUGCACGAGGCACUGGGAGCAGAGCGGGAGCAGUACAAUCUAUCAGUGCAGAUGGUGGCUUCAGAAAAAUCCAGUUUACAAUCUGCCCUGGCCCACAUGUGGCAGGUGGCCGAUGGAAGAGCCCUGGAGCAGGACCACCUCAUCAGCCGCCUGCAGGCUGUAGCACAGCGCAUGAGGGAGCUGGAGAUGAAGCUGUCUGCGAUCUCCACCACGGACACUGACUCCGAGCUCCACAACCUCGAGCUCAUGAAAGCCCUGAACCAUGUGACCCUUCAGCUCCAGCAGAAGAGCAGAAGCUGUGAAGACCUGGAAUAUGAGAACAUUGAGCUGCGGGACAGGCUGGAUGCGCUCCUGACGCAGAAGGCCAACAUGGAUAUACAAAUGCACAUGUGUCAGCAGGUGCUGGUGGAGCACGCAGAGUUGGAAAGACAACUCCAGAGCAUGAGAGAGCUGGCCACCACCUUCAAGCUGGAGAGAGACUCUCUGGAGGAAGAACUGAUGGUGGAGAGGUGUACAGGGAAGGAGAAGGCCUGGCAGCUCUUAGAGGAGGUGGGCAGGCUGAGAGAGGAGAAAGAGCAAGGGGCCAGGCAGGUGUUGGAACUAGAGGGGGAGCUGGUGGAGCUGAGAGUGCAGCUGGCAGAGCUGCAGCGCCCUGCGGGGCCAUCUCAGGCUGAGCAGUGGCUGCAGGCUCAUGCCCUGCAGUUGCAGAAGGAGCUCGAGACCCUGGAGGAGCACCUUCACCUCCAGGUGGAGGAGAACCAGAGCCUCCAUCUCCAGAGCCUGGAGCAGCAGCAGCGGCUAUGGCUACUGGAGAAGAAGGUGGAAGAAUGGGAACAGCAUGCCUCGGACCGGUGCAAGAUCCUGGAGACGAUGGAGAAGGAGCAGGAGAGCAACAGACACAUGCUGGUGUGCAACCGCGAGCUGAAAGAGCAGCUGGCUCAGCUGCAGGACGCCUGGCAGAGGCUGAGCAAUGAGAAGGACUCGCUUGCCGGCCUCCUGCACGCCGAGCAGCAGGAGAAGAAACAUCUUCAGGAGAAGCUGGAGCAGCGGGAGGAGACGUUCAAAGAAUGGAAGGAGAUGGCUGAGUCCAAGCACCAAGAGGCCCAAGAGCUGCAGGACCAGUCUCUGGCCCAGCUGCAGGAGCUCAGAGCCACCUGUGAGCAGCACCUGGCCACCCAUCAGCAGCUGAGCACGGAGAAGGAGGCCCUGCAGCAGCACCUGCGGAGGCAGACCCAGUUGCUGGAGCAGCUGCAGCAGAAGCAGGUGCAGAGCACAUUGGAGGACCGGAUGGUGCCUCCAAAGUUCCAGGACACACUGACGUGCCUGGAAGCCAUGAGGCAGGAGAAUGCGCAGCUGCGGUCCCAGCUGAAGCUCCUGACUCUCCCUAGAGAAGGUGAAGGAGUGAGCAGAGUGGAUGACAACGGGGAGGAGGCGGCUCCCCCUGCUGUGACCGUCCCAGAGGACGUGGACAACCCACAUACCAUGUGGGAUUUUUACUGUGCAGCACUAUCUAUUGCUGAAUCUAAGAAGGCGCAGCUCAGCCGUGAGCUGCAGGAGCAGCAGGCCUGCUGUGAGGGCCUGGCCCACCUGGCAGCACAGUGCCAGACAGAGCUGGAGCGCCAGGCCCUCUACCCCAAGACCUGGCACCACAGCGCACCUGGGGAGGGAGAGCAGGACAGCCAGAGUCCCACAAAGAGGCUGAAGAUCUGCUUCACCUACGACUUGCCUGGCCAGGUGGACCAGCAGAGUCCAGUGGACGACAUCCCCCGUCGCUGCAGCCUGCUGUCAGAAUGCAUCAGUGCCAUGGAGGAGGAGAUGGCAUCCUGUGAAGAGCAGAUGGGCGUCCUGGAUGAGCUGCAGCGUGAGAAAGAAGAGUGUGUCCGCCGGCUGAUGCAGGAGAAGAUGGAGAAGAAGAAGGAGCUGCAGGAACUGCUACUGUGCCUGACAGGGCAAGGAAGAGAGGGCCGGGACUCGAGGCGGGCCGCUGACCUUACCCCUGCUGCAGAGGCCCCAGCAGACCUGGCAGGGCCCUUGCAAGGGGAAGUUGGGGAGGAGCAGGAGCACAGGUCUAAGGCGCAACUUGAAGACAACACGGAGCCUGCCCCAGGAGAAGCCGGGGUGUCUUGCCCCCAAGACAGCCCCACCGCAGAGCAGGUGGUGUUGCUGCAGCCUGGCAUCCAGCAGCACCAAGAACAUGCAGGCCCGGACAACCAGGCCUCCUUCCCUUUCAUCUAUAGACUGACGCAAAUGAUCGGUUUCUGGUAG
Molecule: messenger RNA, 2706 nt
Organism: Dipodomys spectabilis (banner-tailed kangaroo rat)
Lineage: Eukaryota; Metazoa; Chordata; Mammalia; Rodentia; Heteromyidae
Product: golgin subfamily A member 2-like
Exons: 1
Coding region: 1-2706 (901 amino acids)
Biological process (GO): spindle assembly; Golgi organization
Cellular component (GO): cis-Golgi network; Golgi cis cisterna; Golgi apparatus
Molecular function (GO): protein binding
Source: RefSeq, a predicted model, not a curated record